GGUAAAAACGCUGGAAAACACCAGAAUGAGAGCAGGUGAGAGCACAGUUCCAACAGUGUCAAAGCUCAGCAUUCAGGCCGGACUGGUCUGCUGUGCUGCUGCACCUCCUGAAUAAUGUAUGAGUGACGUGCACAUUGCGGCUCUCUCUGCGGCUCCAGAACAGGCUGUGAGGGGGCGGGGUCACGCAUGUAUUAUGACGCGGCGGUGACGCGCAUGCAGGAGUUUUAAUCCUCUGCCGCAGCAGCAGAUCAGCCGGUAACGCGAAGAGGGGGAUGCGCGGUCGGUCGGACGGAUGGUUAGAACUGCUAAAAAAAAAAAAAAAAAAAAAAGCCGCAGACAAUUAAAUGCGAGCGCAAAUAUAUAUAGAGAAUAAAAAGGCGACCGACUCGACCGAAAGCUCCUCCUCUCUCGCUCCAAACAGGCUUUAGGAAGUUACAGGACACUGUGCAUUCUCGUAUUGUUCUUGACAAGGCCUGGGAAUACGAAAGCUGGCGUUUUUUCACCCGGACGCAAAUAAAUGGGUGAUUACGGGUUCGGCUUGUUGCAGACAGCGAACAUAAGCAGCGGCACGACACUGUUCAGCGGAGGCGCGUUCACACUCUAUUCCAGCAGCCCGUCUCCGGUGCGCCCCAGCAGCUCGCCUCUGGUGUCCUCUCUAUUCCCGUCACAUCAGCGCAACAUGCAGGAUGAGCCUGCGGGGUUGACAUCCUCUCAGUCCAGCGAGACCAGCAGCACCGCCGAUCACGAUCUGAGCCAUUUUUCCGCUGCAGGUCAAGCGCAGACAGUCGGUGACCUUCAGCACGACCGGAACACACAUCAGCAGGCUGAGCCGCCGCAGCCGCUACAGCCUUACUCACCCGCGGACCUCGAUACCGAUGCUUCUUCGCCCGUGAAUCCCAAUAAGGUCAAGAUCCAAAUGGAGUCCCCCAGCGCCCACCAUAUCACCAACGCAAACGGAACUGGUGGUAAUAACAUGCUCGGACCCGCUUUUGUGAACCUCCCCCAUCAGGAGAUGCAGAACCCCGGGGGAUGCGGCGGCGGUGGUGGCGGCUCGGCUUCCCCCACCCUGCCCGGUUUCGGAACGCCGUGGUCCGUUCAGACGAGCUCCCCCCCACCGCCCGUCUCUAGUUCCGCCAACGCGAUAAACCCGAUACCCACCACCGAACCUGACAACUUCUACCCAGGCAUCCCCUCCUCUAUCAAUGCCGGCUUCUUCCAGAGCUUUUCGCCAAACCCGUGCCCAGUGCAGGGCUUCAGCAGCCCCUUCUCCCACCAGAUAAACGUGCCCCCUCAGCAGCCGCAGAGCCGCCGGUCACCGGUCAGCCCGCAGAUGCCCCCGCAGCAGGGCGCCUUUCUGCAGCAGCGGAACAACUACAACCACCACCACCAGCCCAUGAUGAAGCAGUCUCCAUGGGGUAGCCACCAGGGCAGCGGCUGGAACUCUGGUGGGAUGUCAUGGGGCCGAGACCACCGGCGUGGGGGUGGCAUGGGUGUACCCGGCUCGAUCAACCAGAUAUCUCCCAUGAAGAAACCUUUCUCCAGCAACAUCAUUGCUCCACCUAAAUUUCCCCGCUCUGCUGGCUCCCUGGGACCGAAGUCCUGGAUCGAAGAAAAUAUGUUCCGUGCUGACAACAACAGCAACACACUGCUGCCCCUGCAGGAUCGGUCCAGGAUGUACGACAGUCUGAACAUGCACUCGCUGGAGAGUUCUCUGAUUGACAUUAUGAGGGCGGAGCAGGACCCUUUGAAGGGCCGUGUGGGAUGUCCCCACCCAGGUAUUGACGGCCUACUCAUGCUCAAUGCCAGGAGCUAUGGGAGACGACGAGGACGCUCCUCCCUUUUCCCCAUUGAUGAUGGUCUCCUUGACGACGGCCAUGGCAACCAGGGUGUCCCAGGAGUGUUGGGGUCCCCUCACUGUUACCCCCAUCAGAACGGGGAACGCAUCGAGAGGUUUUCCCGCAAAGUGUUUGUGGGCGGUCUACCCCCAGACAUUGAUGAAGAUGAAAUCACAAGCAGUUUCCGGCGCUUUGGUCACCUGGUUGUUGAUUGGCCACACAAAGCUGAGAGCAAGUCUUACUUUCCUCCUAAAGGUUACGCCUUCCUCCUGUUUCAAGAGGAGAGCUCGGUUCAGGCCCUGAUUGAAGCCUGUUUGGAGGAGGACUGCAAACUCUACCUGUGUGUGUCCAGCCCCACCAUCAAAGACAAGCCUGUCCAGAUUCGUCCAUGGAAUCUGAGUGACAGUGAUUUUGUGAUGGACGGAUCUCAGCCACUGGAUCCUCGCAAGACCAUCUUUGUGGGAGGAGUGCCACGCCCACUCAGAGCAGUGGAGCUGGCCAUGAUCAUGGACCGGUUGUAUGGUGGAGUGUGUUAUGCGGGUAUUGACACAGACCCAGAGCUGAAGUAUCCAAAGGGGGCAGGGCGUGUGGCCUUCUCUAAUCAGCAGAGCUACAUCGCUGCCAUCAGCGCCCGCUUUGUCCAGCUGCAGCAUGGCGACAUCGACAAACGGGUGGAGGUGAAACCGUACGUGUUGGACGACCAGCUGUGUGAUGAAUGUCAGGGUGCACGCUGCGGUGGAAAAUUCGCCCCGUUCUUUUGCGCUAACGUCACCUGCCUGCAGUAUUACUGUGAGUUCUGCUGGGCGAACAUCCACUCCCGCGCCGGCCGCGAAUUUCACAAGCCGCUAGUCAAAGAGGGAGCCGACCGUCCCCGCCAAAUCCACUUCCGCUGGAACUAAAUAUGGGAAUUCCUGGAGAACCGGGAAUGCUAGCAUCGCAGAAACAACACGUCUGCAGCGGGGGAAAAAAGUUCCUUUGUUUGUUGGCCCCUGAACUCAAGUUGUCAGUAUAGAAUUAUGUGACCAUAUCCAGUAUAUAGAGAAUAUAUAUGACAAUAAAUAUAUAAAUAUAUCUUUAUCUUUUGUAGCAGCCAGAGACACUACAAGCCUCAGUUUAUUUCACCAAACCACUUCUUUCUUCUCCCUCCAUGCACAUCUCAGGCUCGGAACAGCGUUUUUGUGGUACUUUCAUGUUUUUUAAAAAAGGAGAUUAAGUAAAAAAGAGAUUGAUUUUUUGUAGUUUUUUCAAAUUAUUUUUAUAUUUGAGAUUUAAAAUGUAGAAACGAGAAUGUUUUCGCUUGGGGGGGCAGCCUAUUCGUUCUGUUCGUUUAUCCGUGUGUUCGUCUGCUGCUAAAUCCCCCCCUUGUGGGCAAAGUGCGCAAUUGUCUCUGGAAAACCCUUGAUAACGUAAUAUCUGAUGCCUGGCCUCGAUCUCGAACCAAAGGUAGCAAAACAUGCGGCCUGAAAUAGAGACAUUUCUGCCGCGGAAUAAAAAAAAAAGAUAAUAUUUCCCCCUCUUCUAUUGUUUUGAUGUGCUCCAAUGUGCUCUUAGCAGGAAUAGGAAUGAUUCAAUAAUUAAUACCUGAGACUUUACAUUUUCCACUGGCAAAAAAGAUAAUACCUCAGAAUAUUAAAUCUGGCUUGUUAUUGCUCUACUCUUGCAAUUUAAUCACAAGCUAAAAAAGCUUUGCUGCUAUAUAGGAUAUACCGAAUAGAUAGUGUAGGUGUUCUGUGUAAUGCCGUUGCGAUGCCAAUGGUGAUUUCGUAAACAGAAAUGCAGUCUGUUCCCUCACAAAAAGCAUGGCCGAUCGUCGCCAUGAAAACACAGAAUGUGAAAACGUAUGUGCAUGCUUGUGGCUAUACAUCAUCUGCAUGCAGUGUAAAGGUUACAAGCACAUAUAAGAAAAGAUAAAAAACAAACAAAACAUGACACAUAUUAUGAUAAACAGAGGAAUUUAUGUAGCAUGAGGCUGAAAAAAGGUCAGAUUCUUAGAUAUAAGAUAAUCAAUAAAAACUAUUGUAACAUUUUUAGUAAAAACCUUUGCAUGCGUUGUUGUGAUGAUUCCUUUACGAACUUAUUACGAGAGAAGUAACGUUAGUUUUUAGAGUAGUGAGUUCUGCCAUUUUGUAACUCGAUAAUUAGUCAAGAGACGGUGUGCUGUCCUGUGGUUUUUGUGUCUCGUCUUCGUGCAGUGUGAGUCUAGUUAUUAACUGAAGUUUCUGUUCGGUUUAAACUCGCAAGAUUGCGAGAACCUCUCGACAUUUAACCUUUGCCCAUCCUGAACACCCCCCACCACCCCUCUUAUUACGACAGUCACUCAAACGACGAGUUCUGUUGUGGGAAAAAAAUGUAAAUCGCAUUUUCUGUGUACUUGUUGUCGUUUGUUCACGUAGAUAAAGGAAUUCAUGCAAAAGGUUCUUGACGGAAUCGUAAAUGUGAUCGUUGUCUGUGUGGGAGGAGCUUAGUCAUACUUUUCGUAGAUUAUUUUCUGGACAAACAAUUUUCUGUAAAUUCUAAGAACGGACAUGAACGGAGAAAAGAGAGGAGAAAGAUUUUCCAAAAGGAACCCUAUCGGCAGGUUUUCGUGGAAUAUUUUAAUAGCGUAACAUUCGUAUUGAGAUUCGUUUUGGAGUAAUCAGGUGAUUCUCUGUGUUUGAUCAGUCUUGUGGACAAUCUCUACAGAAGCAAUGGAUGCUGGUGCCGAAACCAGACGUUUGGUACUGUACUGCUAUUUCUAUUUGUCUAUCUGCUCUCACUUUAUUUUUGCACUCUAUAUAUCCUCUAUAUAUUCAGUUCGUACGUGUUUUUUAGUCUUUCUAAGAGUCAACAGUAGGUUUGGAAACUGAGAACCAUCCAUUUUUUUAGGGAUGUCCCGAUACCUUUUUUUUUUGUACUCGCCGAUACCGAGUCCGAUACCUGUUUGUUUUUGUUUUUUCUGAACUCCAUAUCAACAUUUUAUUUCAAUUUUAUAAUUAAAAUACAGUUUAAAUAAAUGCAUUCAUUAAAACUUCAAUCAAAUUAAAGUAUAACAUACACAUUUCAACAUAAAAUUGUACAAUUUUUAUCAAAUGAAGUGAUUUUAUACAGAACCUCACAGCACAAUCCUAAACACAACAUUGGAGUUAUUUUUGUCAAAUCAAGUGCUGCAUAACAGAGCAUCACAAAUGUGAGAUAUUGUUUAGAUAUAAUACAAUUACUAUUUAAUUACUAAUGAAUUGCUAUUUAAAUCAAUAAAUAUGUAGUCUGUAUAUGACUCUUGCUAAAAAGUUAAUUAGUGGUCUGCUCACUGUCAUCUGCUACAAACAGAGUAUGUGAUGCUCAUAAUAGAGUUUUCCAUGUAUGAGUCAGGGAUCUCUUAAGGUAUGAGCACUUUGUGUCUUUAUGUGAGCACAACACUGGCUCCACACAUUCAAAACCACUCACACUUAAAGCACGCAGCACAUGCAAACUAUCUAUUUAUCUUAUUAAAUCACAGCUUUUGCUGUUAAAUGAUCUCACUAGGACAUGACGUGAUUUUCAUUUGCGCUGAAUGUUUACGGAAUGACAUUUGUACAUCAGAUGGUAGGCUAUCGGUUUUUGGUAUCGGAGCAUUUUUACCAGCACGAGUACAAGUACAUGAGCGUGGUAUUGGUCCCGAUUCCGAUACCAGUAUUGGGACAUCGCUAAAUUAUUUUAAAAACACUGGAACCGUAUAAUUUUCAUGACUUUUGGUUCCAUUAAUGGUUCUCACAUGUGCAAUUUUCCACCAGUGCGGACUGAAUAUUGUACAAAAAUACUGCGACAGUGUUUCCUGCAGCGCAUUUCAGCGGCAGCGCUGCCCCCUACUGAAUGACGGCAUGAAACAUGCAGUGCGCCUAGUGUAUUGAUUCCUGAUAAAGUGACUCUUUUGAAUCUACAUUGCGAAACACACAGCAUGCCGAGUGUAGUCUGAUUCCUGAACGAGUGAUUCUUAUGAGCAAGCUCUUUUGAAUUUACAUUGCGAAACACACAGCGUGCUGAGUGCAGUCCGAUUCCUGAACUUAUGACUCUUAUGAGCCAGAUCUUUUAAAUCUAUAGCGGGAAACAUCCGUUAUACUGUAUAUAUUCGUCAUAAAUCACAUUUUUUGUUUGUUUCAAAUUUGUAUUUAAAAUAUGUUUAGGAUCAUUUAUUGGAUUGCAUUUAUGCCUCUAAAAGUAUGCAAACAUGUAUUUUACAAGAAUUGUAUAACAUUUAAUUCUGAUUUGUUAUAUCUGCUCUGUAGAAAUCUGAAAUGGUCUCAUCAUUUGGGAACAGGCUGCUGAGGGCAGUAAAUGCGAUAAGAAUUGCAUUUCUAAUUUCCAAAUAAUUCUUCCUUAAAAGUACCAAUAGAAUCAUUAAGAGGAAUCAAAACUGGAAUCGUUAAGUUCCUAAUGAUUUCCAUCCCUAGUCAACAGUGAGCUGAGAUUGUAUAUUUUAUUUAUUACGUAUAUGUAUUUUGAAGUAUUUAUUUGUUGAUGUGUCGCCUAUUCCCAGACUUUCAAAUCUUGAAUCACUUUCUAGGACACGUGAUGCACUACCUUUGCGAUCUCUCUCCUCACCUUUCUACGCUGAGGAAAGCUAUCCCUCUCUCCCGACAAUGGGCUGACGUUUGGACUCAAUCGCAAAACAAAAAAGUCUCUUUUAUUUUAGAUCACAUCACAUUUUUGUAUACUAUUUCACUCUGAAAGGAUUAUGACCUAUUUUAAGUCUAUUGGAUAAUUUAAAUAUCUUUAUUUUUACAUUGUAACUUAUUUGAUGUAUUGUGUAAGACGCUGGACCCAGAUUCUAUUUAAUUGGUAUAGGUAAUCUAACGUGUACUCUGAUUAAGUAGCAAAGGUGUUUCUGAGAACUUUUCAAUGCCACGACGUGUGGAAUACGUGAAUCGUUAUAUCUCAUCGAAAUGGUGAAAAUUGUUGUGUGGUCUUGUUCUGAACGAGAUGGACACUAGAUUGUCAUCGACACCUUUUAACACCUAUCUCGUGACGAAUACUGUGUACUGUUUUCUGUGUUCAACACUGUUGCUUUGUACGUGUAUGUGUGGGUUUUCUUUGUUGUCAUUUUUUAAAAAUUAUAUUUAUUUGACUAUUUUUGUAGACAGAUAACUGUUUGAUUUAAAUUGUAUUUUUCUAUUUCCAUAAACGUCUGUCACUCACUUUAUUUUACCACGUAUUUACGGUUACGUCGACACUCAGCAUCAUUUUUCUUGAAACAUCCAUUCAGUUCUGUGUAUAUGAUGUCUGUUUAUGUAUUAUUGCUUAGUACACAUGGGUUUGAUUACUAUUUAAGUUGGUCUUUUAUUUUAUUUGAAGGAAGGAAACAUUGAGGGUUCUACUAUGUUCAUGGCAAACACUUGAGACUUUCCCUGGUUAAAUGGAGGGGUAUCAGCCCUUCCCUCACUGAUACUCAGAAACUUGAAUAUAACACAUUUUGAAAGGCUUACUAACCUCGAAUCUGUGUUGUGACGUGCAAUACUGUUUCUAAUGUUUGUAUUAAAAAAAAGUGAGAAUUGCAGUGUAUACCUUUUUAAUGCAGAUUUAUUUUUUUCAUUGCAUAUUUUGCAAAUUUCUGAUUCACAGUGUCAUUUUUUACUGUCAGAAAAGAUGAAACCCCUUUUUUUCAUUGCAACUAUUUUUAAAUCCAGAUAUCUUUGUACUGAUGUAAAUGAUUGUAGUUAUUUUGGAUAGUGUUUUGCUAACAACAGAAGAAACUUUUUCAUGCAUAUUUCUAUUUCUUUUUUGUUUGUUUUUGUUUUGUUUUUUAUUUUACUCUAAUAGUAGAAAAAUAUUUGGGAUAAUUUUUCAUAUAUGUCAUUAAUAUUAUUUUGUAUUUUUAUGUGGAAAGAUAUGAAUAUAUAAUUUUAUGAUGCUAACUGCUAAAAUAUAAUUUCAAUUUGAAUUAUUUGUAAAGCUAAAAUCUUUGUAAUAUUGUUAAUGUUCUAGUUUCUAAAUCAAGUUUGUGUAUAGAUUCACACAAGUGGUUUAUGAAGUGUUCCAACUGUAAUUAUUACUGAAUGGCUCUUUGAUAUGCAAAAUGAAUAUCAUGUUGUUCUUUAUUUUGAUUUGUUUUGUAUUUAAAUGGGGUGUUGAUUGCAAUCUUUUUCUUUCGUUUCCUGAAUAAAAACCCAUUCUGUUCAGACACAA
Molecule: messenger RNA, 7973 nt
Organism: Myxocyprinus asiaticus (Chinese sucker)
Lineage: Eukaryota; Metazoa; Chordata; Actinopteri; Cypriniformes; Catostomidae
Product: cytoplasmic polyadenylation element-binding protein 2-like
Exons: 11
Coding region: 518-2734 (738 amino acids)
Biological process (GO): negative regulation of cytoplasmic translation
Cellular component (GO): nucleus; cytoplasm; synapse
Molecular function (GO): translation factor activity, RNA binding; mRNA 3'-UTR binding; mRNA regulatory element binding translation repressor activity
Source: RefSeq, a predicted model, not a curated record